AAUAAAUAAAAUCCUUGAAAAAACAGUAUCAGAAAAAUUACGCCAAAAAAAAGAACUCAUCUCUUUCACUUUUAGCCACCAAAAUUAUCGUUUUCUUCUUGAUUUGUCUGAAAAAUUAUCUGGGAAAAAUUUAUUAUCAGAGAUUUCUCUCUCAUAUCCUCUAAUCUUAUCAGGUACUUCUCUUUCUAAAGGAAACACUAGAUAAAUAGCAAAAAAAAUGGACAAAUUGCAUCUGUAGAUCAGACUUUUUAAUCUGUUGUUGAUAAUAUUUGGAUUAAAUUUCUACCCUUUAUGUUUUUUUUUGAAGUUCAGGUGUGCUCAUUUGUUUAAUUCAUCAACAGAAGCUGAUUUUUUGUGGUGUAAGAGUUUUGUUUAGCCUUUUGCUACCAUGGACAAAGUUUAUUUAUGGGAUCCAUGUUGCUGUUACAUUGACACCGAAUUGCAUUGAAUUCUUCGUUUUUUAAUUGGGUUUUUGUUAUUUUUGGUAAAUUUGUUAGGAAGAUUUGAUUUAAUUGAAUAGCAAUUGAAUUAAGUUGGGGAAUUGGAAUUUGAUUGAUGAAUAAGUUCAUUGGUUUGAGUAAUCUUUAAAGGGCGUGUUGGUAUUGGAAUUAUUUGUAUUUUUUGGAUUUUGGAUUAAAAGAGGGCUUAAGGAUUAGGGUUUUGGGAAUGGUGUCUGGAAAUGACCCUGUUGAAUCAUUACUUAAUUCAAUUCAAGUUGUUUUUUCUCCCAUCGAAGCGGGUUUUAGGAAGGCUACUAAAGAGUUUGAGUUAACAUGGUUGAACUCGAAGAGUACCGCUCGUAAUGUUGAUGUUUUAGGGCAUUUGAAUGAUCCUAAUGGUGUCAAUACUAAAAACAACAAACUUCAUUCACCUACAUUGAAGAAGAAAACUACACCCCCUUCUCAAUGUACUUCUAAUGAGGAUAAGAGAAAAGGGUCAUCAAAAAAGCUUCCAAAAAAGACCAUUUUUAGCAUGCUUUCCCCGAAUUGUGCUAGUUCCGAUUAUAAGGACAAUGCGCUCAAGGAAAGGUCGAAAGUAAGGGAUUGGGAGAAAAAAGAUGGAUCAUGUUCCAACUGUUUGCAAUUUGCAAUGAAUUGGUCGAUGUUUGUCAAUGGAUUUGCUCAGGCAUUUCCCAUGUCUUUUAAAUUAGGAAAAAAGCGUUGCUCGAAGACAUGUGAUGAGGAAAAGAAUUUGUAUGUCUGCUCGCAGAAAUCUUCGGUUAUACAUGACUUCGAGAGAAAAGAAACGAAAAAGGGUACGCUUGUAAUGGUGUUGCCAACCGAGGAUACUAAGAGCAAAGACGGGAAGCAUCUAAACCUUGAGCUGGUUUUAGCUCUCAUUUUAGACCAGAUUACACAUAAUCUCCAAAAGCUUGAUCAGGGUGUCAAAUUAAAUGGGGAAAGAAUAUGUCGAUCUUCUCCAACUCCAAUUCCAAAUCCAACCACAACCACACCCCAAUCCCCCUCUCAUUUUGACCAUUGGAAGGCAGUGACUACCAUCAUAGAGGGCAAGAAGGCAGAUAUGAAUGUGUUCUUGGGAAAUUUUAACUUUGCUAGGAUGGGUGGAGCACCAUCUACCCUUGUAGGAGUUACGUCUGCAGUGAAAGAAGACAGGGAUGAUAGUGUGACUGCUAGCAAUAAUGAAGAAUCGGGCGGGUUAUCAGCUCAAAAGAUUGCCAGUGGGCUGCUUAAUAUCCCCUUGUCCAAUGUUGAGCGCUUGAAAUCGACACUGUCGACUGUGUCAAUAUCAGAACUUAUUGAGCUUCUGCCACAACUCGGUCGUUCUUCUAAAGACAUUCCUGACAAGAAGAAGUUGUUUUCCGUGCAAGAGUUCUUCAAAUACACUGAGGCUGAAGGAAGGAGAUUCUUUGAGGAGUUAGACAGAGAUGGGGAUGGGCAGGUAAACCUAGAAGAUCUCGAGGAUGCAAUGAGAAAGCGAAAAUUACCACGCAGAUAUGCAAAAGAAUUUUUGCAACGUGCUAGGAGUCACCUAUUUGCAAAAUCAUUUGGCUGGAAGCAGUUUUCAACCUUGAUGGAGCAAAGGGAAGCAACUAUUCUACGAGCUUAUACCUCUCUAUGCCUCAGCAAAUCGGGUACCCUUCAGAAAAGUGAAAUAUUAGCAUCUUUAAAAAAUGCUGGACUCCCUGCAAAUGAAGACAAUGCAGGUGCUAUGAUGAGAUUUUUGAAUGCUGACACUGGAGGGUCCAUUUCUUAUGGACAUUUUCGGAACUUUAUGAUGUUACUCCCUUCUGAUCGUUUGCAAGAUGAUCCUCGGAAUGUAUGGUUUGAAGCUGCUACUGUAGUUCCUGUUGCACCUCCUGUUGAAAUUCCCGCAGGAAGUGUUUUGCGAUCAGCUUUAGCGGGAGGCCUUGCUUCUGGCCUCUCAACAUCUUUAUUGCACCCAGUUGACACCAUAAAGACUCGAGUUCAAACAUCAACUCUCUCUUUUCCGGAAGUUAUAUCAAGAGUUCCACAAAUUGGAGUUCAAGGCUUAUACAGGGGCUCCCUCCCUGCAAUUCUUGGGCAAUUUACCAGCCAUGGACUACGGACUGGGAUUUUUGAAGCUACUAAACUUGUGUUGAUCAACUUUGCUCCAAAUCUGCCUGAACUGCAGAUUCAAUCUUUAGCAUCAUUCUGUAGCACAUUGCUGGGAACUGCAACGAGAAUACCAUGCGAGGUACUGAAGCAGCGUUUACAGGCUGGGCUUUUUGACAACGUUGGAGAAGCUAUCGUGGGUACUUGGCAACAGGAUGGUCUCAAGGGCUUUUUUCGUGGGACGGGUGUGACUCUUUGUCGAGAAGUUCCAUUAUAUGUUGCUGGCAUGGGGCUUUACGCCGAGUCCAAGAAGCUCGCUCAGCAUCUCUUGAAUCGAGAAUUGGAGCCAUGGGAAACAAUUGUCGUUGGGGCGUUAUCCGGAGGAAUUGCCGCUGUUGUCACUACACCUUUCGACGUGCUAAAAACUAGAAUGAUGACGGCUCCUCAUGGCCAACCUAUAUCAGCUUCCAUGUUGGCGUUCUCCAUUCUGACACACGAGGGCCCGCUUGGAUUCUUUAAAGGAGCAAUACCGAGGUUUUUCUGGGUUGCUCCCCUCGGUGCGAUGAAUUUUGCUGGUUAUGAACUCGCAAAGAAUGCAAUGAGUAAAACCGAAGAAAUGUCGGUGGAUGAAAUCACUCAGAAAUAGCAAACUAUUAGUACUUAAAAAGUUAAAAGACAGUUUUCUUUUAGUUUUUCUGUGUUUUGUAAAGCUGGUUUUAUGCAGUACAGUUGCAGCCUCUU
This is a messenger RNA of Amaranthus tricolor (Joseph's coat), 3275 nucleotides long. Its product is annotated as calcium-dependent mitochondrial ATP-magnesium/phosphate carrier protein 1. The record is from RefSeq and is a predicted model, not a curated record. The transcript has 7 exons. Gene Ontology annotation, molecular function: S-adenosyl-L-methionine transmembrane transporter activity; calcium ion binding. Bases 667 to 3180 code for a protein of 837 amino acids. NCBI's taxonomy places the organism in Eukaryota, Viridiplantae, Streptophyta, Magnoliopsida, Caryophyllales, Amaranthaceae. Gene Ontology annotation, biological process: transmembrane transport. Gene Ontology annotation, cellular component: mitochondrial inner membrane.